Molecule: messenger RNA, 1172 nt
Organism: Umbelopsis ramanniana AG
Lineage: Eukaryota; Fungi; Mucoromycota; Umbelopsidomycetes; Umbelopsidales; Umbelopsidaceae
Exons: 4
Coding region: 80-1003 (307 amino acids)
Biological process (GO): ubiquinone biosynthetic process
Molecular function (GO): 2-methoxy-6-polyprenyl-1,4-benzoquinol methyltransferase activity
Source: RefSeq, a predicted model, not a curated record
GCCGUCGAUUUUAUUUCUGACAGUCACAGAAGGUGCUUGGAGGCCAGAAUUCCCUCCCCUUCACACUUACGCUCAUAACAUGUUGCCUCAAAUGUUGCGUGGUCUGCGACCGCUCGUUACGAAAACGGGACAGGUGAGAGCUCUGUCACAACUUUCUACCAUUAACGCCGAGGAAGUCCAAAAGUUUAGUGCGAAAUCGGCGGAAUGGUGGGAUCCUCAUGGUGAAUUCGGCAUGCUUCACCUUAUGAACCCAACACGCGUUUCCUAUAUCCGCGACCGUAUCGCACCGAUUGCUCAGGAUAGUACGCCAUUCAAGGGACUGAAAAUGCUGGAUAUUGGAUGUGGUGGUGGCUUGCUUUCAGAGUCUUUGGUACGACUAGGAGGCAAUGUCCUAGGAGCUGAUGCCUCUUACAACAAUAUACAAAUGGCUAUGCUUCAUUCUCGAAAGGACCCAGCUCUUUGGACGGGGCCAGGCCAGCUGGAAUAUCGAAAUACCACAGCAGAGGACUUAUUAGCCGAAGGAGAAUCGUUCGACGUUGUACUUGCAAUGGAAAUUAUAGAACAUGUAAAUAACCCCUCCGAAUUCCUUCGAGUAUGUGCUGACAUGGUUCGACCCGGUGGCAAACUGCUUCUCUCGACUAUUUCACGAACACCCAUGGCUUAUUUCUUGACCAAUUUCUUGGCUGAGGAUGUAUUGAAGAUGGUUCACAAGGGCACACACGAUUGGAGCAAAUACAUCAAGUCUGAAGAGCUCAGGGAAGCCAUUCACAGUUUACAAGGCGGUUGGCAAGUCGAUGAUGUGCGAGGAAUUGCCUGGAACCCACUCAGAGGACGGUGGGUUGUUAGUGAGAAAAAUGGUGAUAUAGGAGUAGCUGGUAUUGGAUCAUUAGAAGUUAAUUACGUCUUGACGGCAAGCAAGACGGAAUUUAAAUUUUUUGCAAUCGACACACAGGACUGGCUGGGCUCAAGUCAAAACUGUGCGAUGGGAGGGCAACCGUAUUGAACCUCCUUUUAUUCUUGUAGCAAUGGUCCGUAUCGAUACUUGAACAACCCUCAUCUAUCAUACAGCAUGAAUCCUUUCAACCGUAUGACCGAUGGAUGGAUGGAUGGAUGAACUACGCUUUCUUUCAGACAUCCUUAUGGGGGUUUAUUCGACAUUCGACUUUAGACAU